ACUCCGAUCUUCACCGACAGUAACAACAAGCUUGCUCCAAUAAUGGCGUUCAAAUUUGUUCUUCUGGCUACUCUGGUAGCAGCCGCUAGCGCCGGUCUGCUCCCCGUGGCUCAACACGGAGCAAUCGCUACCUCGCACGCCACCAUCCAGCAUCACGCUGCCCCAGCCGUCCACCAUGCCGGAUCCAUCCAUGCCGCUCCGGCCUACUAUCAGCACUCCGCUCCGGCCAUCGUCAAGACCAUCGCUCAGCCAACGAUCAUCAAGUCCGUAGAGCACCACGCCCCGGCGAACUACGAGUUCUCGUACUCCGUGCACGACGAACAUACCGGAGACAUCAAGAGCCAGCACGAGACCCGUCACGGUGAUGAGGUGCACGGACAGUACUCGCUGUUGGACUCGGACGGCCAUCACCGUGUCGUCGACUACCAUGCCGAUCAUCACUCCGGAUUCAACGCCGUCGUGCGUCGUGAGCCAACGGGAGUGAAGAUCGCCCAGCCAGUCCACAAGGUGAUCGCUCAGCCCGUGCACGUGUCCAGCUAUGCCCAUGCUCCAGUAGCACACGCCACCAUCCAGCAGCAUCAUGCUAUCCCGAUCGCACACUACGCCGCCCCGAUUGCGCACCAUGCCGCUCCGAUCGCGCACUACGCCGCUCCGAUCGCGCAUUCGACCUCCAGCAUCGUUCAUGGACCGAGCCAUCUGAGCCAUCAUCAUUACUAAAACGCCAGUUUGGUUUGACUUUAGUUUAAAAAGUGUUUAUAGAUAUAAAUUGCAUCCAUCGACAUAAACAAUCAUCUCUAUAAAAUCGUUCAUCUUGCGAUGAGAUAUAUCACACGAUCGAGCGGAAUUCUUCUGGCAGCGAAUCCUGAAGCCCGCAGCUUUGGCUUUCACUAACCUUCGCUACAGAAUAAUCAAAGUGAAUCAAAGUUUUGUAACGAUAAAGCUUCAGUAUUCCUUAUUCGUAUCUAAUAC
Anopheles stephensi (Asian malaria mosquito) is the source of this 969-nucleotide messenger RNA. Its product is annotated as cuticle protein 8-like. Gene Ontology annotation, cellular component: extracellular matrix. Lineage: Eukaryota; Metazoa; Arthropoda; Insecta; Diptera; Culicidae. The record is from RefSeq and is a predicted model, not a curated record. The transcript has 2 exons. Bases 43 to 717 code for a protein of 224 amino acids.